This is a messenger RNA of Serendipita indica DSM 11827, 318 nucleotides long. The record is from the annotation of a GenBank genome assembly. Lineage: Eukaryota; Fungi; Basidiomycota; Agaricomycetes; Sebacinales; Serendipitaceae.
AUGAGCCGAUUGGGAAUGCUGGCGUGGGGUGCCGUGUCGGAUCCUUGCGUUACUUCGUCAUAUGGGCAUCAUAUGGAUAUGGAGAUUGAUCGGGAUGCAGAAGGACGUGAAGAGAAUUAUUACAAGGAUCCAGAGCGCAGGAUGCGCGCGAUUGCACUACUUGCCCAGAUAAAGAGACAUAACGAGGAGAUUGUCAAGGCUUUUCGCAAGUGGGAUGGGUACGAACGCACUUUGAAGAGGUUUGUCUCUGAGGUUUCUGCGGGCGGGCUACUUCAAGCUCACAAGGAAUCCCAAUCAAAUGAAGCGAAGAAUGCAUAG